Melanotaenia boesemani (Boeseman's rainbowfish) is the source of this 4685-nucleotide messenger RNA. It is a transcript of the gene acin1b, whose product is annotated as apoptotic chromatin condensation inducer 1b. The coding region runs from base 28 to 3585 and encodes 1185 amino acids. The record is from RefSeq and is a predicted model, not a curated record. Gene Ontology annotation, molecular function: RNA binding. Lineage: Eukaryota; Metazoa; Chordata; Actinopteri; Atheriniformes; Melanotaeniidae. The transcript has 17 exons.
AGAGUUUAGACAAGCGGAGGGAGCAAAAUGGCGGACGAAGAUAUUACGCUUGAUGGAAAACCUCUACAGUCGCUCCGAGUUGCGGAUUUGAAAGCUGCUUUGGAGCAAAGAAACCUCCCAAAAAGCGGACAGAAAAACACACUUAUUAAGCGACUUAAAGGGGCUCUAAUGCUGGAAAACCUGCAGAAGUCAUCUUCCUCUCACAUUGGACUACAACCAAACUCUCAGAUUGGGGAGGAGAUGUGCCAGAACAGUUUCAUAAAACAGUAUCUGGCCAAGCAACAAGAGCUCCUUCGUCAGAGACUGGAAAGAGAGGCUCAGGAAGAAGAAGACGGUGAUGAAAGCCCAGCUGGACCAGAGGAUGAUGACGACCACUCUGAAGACGACAGCUCUUCUUAUGCCUCUGAUAAGCAGCAUCGAGCCAUUCUUCCUCAGCCUUCUGUGGCCAAGCCUGAUGUUAGAGGAGAAGAUUUUAAGAUGGGUCAUGGUUCUAGUCAUAGUUUGCUCCACCAGCAGUCCUCCCUGGUUCCAGGAGCAAGAAUGCAACGCACCAUGUUUCAGCAAGGACACAAAGAACCACCAGCCCCCUCCCCUCCCCGUGCCGUAGCUUCCUUGUCAGUGCGUGUCCUGGGACAACCUGACAGCCAAGGAUUGCCCCCUGCUGCACCCAGAGCCCAGGAGAAAGAGGGCACCGCACCAGGUGAACCUGGAUCAGCUCAUUCUGUUCUUCACCUCAGUCGAUCGGCCAGGGGUUCAGCAGGAAAUCAUGUUCCCGAUGACAGUGAUGACGAUGAUGAUGGAGAUGAUGAGAGUGACGAUGACGAGGAUUGGGGACCUGGUCUUGGUGGGGAUCGAAGGGGAAAGAAGGCGCCACCUCCCAUGCUGCAGAUGGCCCCCAGUGUCCCAUCUGCAGCUGCAAGAUCCAAACGCAAGCUUCAGCCUCCACAGCACAUCCCACCACCACAGGUGCACCACCUGCGCCAUCCCACGCCUCCUCCCUCUCCACCCCCUAACCUGUUCCCCUUACCUGACACUCCCAAGCAAAGCCCGCCAGACACAGACGAUCAAGAAGGAGACGGCCCCCAGGCUGCACGUGGCCCAGGGGGGGUGUCUUUCCCACCCCACACCAUGCAGAGGCAAGAUUCUGACUCAAGCUCUCGGUCCAGCAGCCCUGAACCUCCUGUAAAGCGCAGGCCUGGGCCCCUUUCCCUGCUCGUACACAAGAUGGAGUCAGAGGAGGCAACCUCAGCCUUCCGAAUGUCAGGAGAGACAGCACACUCCACUGCUGGGUGUUCCAGUGGAUCUCAACUGCAAGGAUCAGAAGCAAAGAGGCAACAACUGAGCAGAGAUAUAGAGGAGGAAAAACGACUGAAGGCGGAGAAGGAAAGAGACCGACAACAGGAACUGGAGAGAGAAAAAAGGAAAAUGCAGGAACAGGAAAGGGAAAGGAAACACUUGGAGGAAGAAGAGGAAAAGAAGAGAAAACAACAGGAAGAGGAACAUGAAAGAGAGAGAAAACGCCAGGAAGAAGAAAAAGAGAAAAAACACCAGGAUGAAGAGAAGAGAAGGGAGGAAAAAAGGAUAAGAGAGGAACAGGAAAAGAGACAAGAGAAAGCCAAUAAAGACCGAGUGGUGGUGACUAAGGUUCAAGAUUCAGAUUCCUCAUCAGAUUCUGACUCCAAAUCAGACUCCUCAUCAAAGUCAUCGUCCUCCUCCACGGAUAAAAUCCAACUCUCCAGUCAGAUGAAGAAAGCAUACGAAGAGCAAGAGGUGGAGGAUGACAAAAAGUCUAACUUAAGUAAGGGGUCGGAGAAACGAUACCUUUCAAAAAGAGAGGUGUCGGAACCCAGCACAGCAGCUGUGACAGAGGUGGAACCAGACUCUGAGAGCUCCAUGGCACAGCAGCCAGCCUCUGGGGCUCAGCCAGAGAACAGUGAGAGCCGCCCGGAAGAGAGUACCACUCCUAAGGCCUUUGCUGCCCGCAAGAUAUCCUUAACCAGCAGCAAAGCCUCUCCAGCCUCCACGGAUGGAGGAGCAGGAGAGCUUGACACGGUAAAUGCAGCAGGGAGGAAGAGGCGAUGGGGUUCCAGCACAGCCGUCACUGCUAAGAAACCGUCUAUCAGCAUAACCACAGACUCUCUGAAGUCUUUAAUUCCGGACAUUAAAAUGAACCAAGAAGCAGUUGUGGAGCUUCAUCCAGAAGAGCUGCAGCUGUCUGGGGAUGAAGAGAACUUGGACACCGGCCGGGAAGACCCAGACAAAGGCCUCAAGAUCCGCCGCACCGUCACACAGGUGGUCCCAGGUGACAGCCAGGAAAAUGGACAGACAAAUGAAGAAGAGGAACAGGUGGAGAAAAUAGAGAGAGAAAAACAACACAGGACUUCCAGAGACAAAAGGAAGAGCAGUGUGUCCGAGGAAGCCUCAGAGACACAGAAAUCUGUAAAUCUCGAUGGAGAAACAAAGAAAGUAACUCCCAGCGACAGUCUGGUGCGCCGCUCCAUAAGUCAACAGAAUUCUGGUGUGUCUGUUACGAUCGACGAUCCUGUUCGGACGACCAGACAGCCCUCGCCCCCUCGGGGGAAAGUUUCGAACAUCAUUCAUGUUACGAAUCUGGUACGUCCUUUCACCCUGCUGCAGCUCAAAGAGCUGCUGAACCGGACAGGUAGUGUGGUGGAGGAGGGCUUCUGGAUUGACAAGAUCAAGUCUCAUUGCUAUGUCACAUACGCAACAACAGAGGAGGCAGUCUCAACCAGAGCAGCGCUACAUGGAGUCAAAUGGCCUCCUAGUAAUCCCAAGGUGCUUAACGUGGACUUCUCUGAGCAGGAUGAGCUGGACUUCCACAAAGGUGUUGUGAAGCCUAAGAAAGAAGAGGACCAACCCGUCCCUGUAAGUGCCCCUCAGACCCGACUACCUCCGCUGAUGCCUGAGCGUGAGCGGGACAGAGACAGGGAGCGUGAUCGGGACCGGGAACGGGACAGAGGAGUACGGGAUUUGUGGGCAGAGCGACAGAGGGAGAUGGAGCGCCGAGAAAGGGCGCGAGGUGAGCGCGAAUGGGACCGGGACAAGAUCCGUGAAUUUGCCAGACCAGGGGAGGAUGAACGAAAAUCCAGAUCCAGAGAUAGAGAGAGGAGGAGGAGAGAGAGGGCCAAGAGCAAGGAGAAGAAGACUGAAAAGAAAGCAGAAAAGGGAGAUGAACCUCCAGCCAAAUUACUAGAUGACUUGUUCCUCAAGACCAAAGCAGCUCCAUGUAUAUACUGGCUUCCUCUCACCGAGGCACAGGCAGCACAGAGAAUCAUAGACCGCACAGAACGGCAAAAGGAACGCGAACGAAGGCGCAAAGAGCAAGAGGAGGAGGACAAAAAACGUGAUGAGGAGAAAAAAGACCGGCUAAAAGGCCGGGAGAAGGAUGGCAGCGCAGCAGCAGGCGGCGUAGCAGCUGGGCGGGCAGCCGAUGGAGACCGUGGUCGAGACAGAGAAGGGGACAAGAAGAAGGACAGCAGCUAUCGGUCCAGACGACCCUCACAAGGUGCUGGUAGCGGACGCCGGUCUCGUAGUCGAAGCAACCCAAGGGAUAGACGUCGCUGAGGGCCUGCAAGCUGCAGGGAAUGCUGAAGAAAGAGAGGAAGACAGACUGGCAGAUAACGCAGCAGACAGGAAGUCUGGAGAAAGAGUGUUUCCACUUGGAGAAGCAUUUCUCUCACCUCGUGUUCAAUACUCCUUGCAACCUGCCCUGUUGUGCUUUAAUUCAUCCGUUUUGGCGCCAGCAUUGUCUUCCACACAUUUCUAUUUUCCCCUUUCCUUUUUAAUGUUGGCACAAAAAUACACAUUAGUUCUUUUUUUUUUUUACUAUUAUUAGGAAAAUGUCAAUUCAACUAGCUCCAGUCUAUUCACUUCUUUGUCUCUGAGGCUAAAUUCAGUCCUUUCUCCUGUAGAACACAGUAUUCUUCCUCAUCUCUGUAAUGCUGUUAACUCUGAAGAAAAGUAGCCGAGGGCGGCUUUUUUCUGGCUCCCCUCUUAAUUUUGUCCCACUGAGGUUUUGGAACCCGCCUCAUUACUUUAGUUAUGUGGCUACAGUUCCUUCCUUCCUCUGAACCCUGUAAUAAAACCAGUCUAAAAUAGAUCCCUGACCAUGACUUCAACAUAAUUUCAUGAAUCCGUUUCAAUGUUCAACUUUUCAGCACUAAGUUUUAUAUAUCUAAAUGUAUGUAUACUCUACAAAAUUUACAGGCAAUCCUUUGUCGAAGUGAAAAUUUUAUUUUUGAGUUUUAUGGAUUGUGUUAAUUUUUCAGCCAUGAAGGGUUAUGUUGUAGCAGGUGAGUAAUAACCCACGUCUCCCAUCAAAGGCUGUUCUCAACACUGUAGAAGUAAGAUAGGAAGUGAUGCGUUACGAUGUCGGAGAUUGGGUUUAAUGGAUGUUUUUGGGGACAUGGAGAAGGCGUGUAAUUGUUUGAUUACUCUGGGAUGCUGAUCUUCCCUGCACUGAGGUCUCCAUUUGAAAAUGCCUCCUCUGGCUUUAUUAAGAGGUUAAAAAAAUUAAAAAGAAAUUUUAUCUUCUAAUAGAGUAACGGUUGCAAUUUUAAUUCUUUUCAUUUUGGUUUUAGUUCAAGUUAGAAUUUUGUUGCCGUUUUCUCCUCAAAGUGCUGAAUGUACUGAGAAUUUAAGAAAUAAAAAAUUGGUUUAUCACA